Messenger RNA from Baudoinia panamericana UAMH 10762, 1948 nucleotides. RefSeq lists its product as uncharacterized. Lineage: Eukaryota; Fungi; Ascomycota; Dothideomycetes; Mycosphaerellales; Teratosphaeriaceae. The transcript has 4 exons. Gene Ontology annotation, molecular function: transmembrane transporter activity. Bases 95 to 1948 code for a protein of 617 amino acids. The record is from RefSeq and is a predicted model, not a curated record. Gene Ontology annotation, biological process: transmembrane transport.
AGUAGAAGCAUGUAGGUAUAGCGCAAUGCUCCCUCUUCCGCAUUCUCUUUGUGCUUUGUAUGGUUUCCACGUCCAUCUACUGUAGUCGCCUGCGAUGUCUCUGGAGACUAGUACAAACAAGCAAGCCGACCCAAGAGACCUCCGCGAGCCAUUGGAUUCCGAACGAGGGAGCAGGGCGAACAAUGUGAACAAUACAGACACAAUCGACAAACCUGUAUGUCACGAGAAGGAAGGUAUCAACAUGCAGGCCGCCGAAGCUUCAGAUGAUGUCGAGAAGCAAGCAGACCGGAACAUUCCAACUUCUGCACCAUUGCCGGAGAAGGACCCCAAUCUUGUCGAAUUCGACGGUGAAGAUGACCCAGGCAAUCCCAAGAACUGGAGUGUUCGGCGGCGAAUUGCCAUCACUGUGUCGAUGGCGAUGAUGACGUUUGUCGUCACAUUCUCCAGCUCCAUCUUCGCCGUUGCCAUCGAGCCGGUGAGCACUGAAUUCAACAUAGGCUCGGUCACGGCCACCCUUGGCGUAGCGCUGUUUCUGCUGGGUUUCGUCCUCGGUCCUGUAGCCUUCGGCCCAGCAUCCGAAGUCUUUGGACGCCGUGUUCCGCUUUUUGCUGGUUACAUUGCCUUCGCCAUCUUCAAUAUUCCCGUGGCUGUUGCCCGGAAUGUCGAAACAAUCAUGCUGGGACGCUUUCUGGGCGGUUUCUCGGCAUCGGCGCCCUUAGCUGUAGUGGGUGGAGCCAUGGCCGAUAUGUGGGACCCUGUUGAAAGAGCGUACGCCAUCUGUGCAUUCGCUGCCGGAGCUUUCUGUGGACCGGUCGCUGGACCGAUCGUGGGAGGCUUCGUGACGGAAAGCUACCUCGGGUGGAGAUGGACCGCCUGGCUCACUCUCAUCAUGGCUGGCCUUUUCGGCGUAAUAGGACUACUGGUCAUUCCUGAGACGUCUGCGGCAAGGAUCCUGCAGUUACGGGCGAAGGAGUUGCGGUAUACAACCAAGAACUGGGCGCUUCAUGCCAAGGCCGACGAGAACAGAAUCACCGCGCAUACUAUCACGACCGUAUACCUUAUCCGACCGUUUGUAAUGCUCGUGCAAGAGCCGAUUCUGGCGCUACUUACGGCAUAUAUGAGCUACCUUUACGGAGUUAUAUACUUGCUCUUCGAAGCGUACCCCUACUCCUUCCACAUCGAGCGCGGCUGGUCUCUAGGAGUCUCCGCCCUGCCCUUCGUCGCCUUUAUCGUUGGCAUCAUGGGUGGCACAGCCCUGAUGGCCUACAGCACCGCAACCAACUUCAAGCGCGCUUACAUCAAGCACGGAAGACCCAUACCCGAGGAACGACUACCUCCAAUGAUCAUUGGAGCCAUUAUACUCCCUGUGUCGCUUUUCUGGUUUGCAUGGACGAGCUCCCCGAACAUCAGCUGGGUGCCGCAAGUGAUUGCCACGGCGUUCCUUGGUAUGGGCUGCCUGGUCACUUUUUGGCAGGGCAUCAAUUAUAUCAUCCAUCGGCGACUAUCGAUGCUUCCUAAGUUAGGUGGUUUCAGUCCCAAUGCUGAACUUUCGGUUCCUCAAUGGGACGGCGGAAAGAGCAGUGGGAGCGCAUUUUUGGGCAACCCGAAGAGCAAGCUUCCGGAGAACCUCACAUCACAUGACUUCACCGCGCUUCGCAAAAGACACCUGAGACGGAGACUGGAUCGUUACGCUAACGCAACUUCACAGGACUGCUACGGCUUCUACAGUAACUCGGCUAUAGCCGCCAAUACUUUCGUUCGCUCGAUCUUCGGCGCUGUCUUCCCCUUGUUCGCGACGAAAAUGUAUAGCAAAUUGGGAGUUCCAUGGGCGACAUCGAUCCUGGCAUUUCUAUGUGUACUGUUUCUGCCUGCACCUAUCUUGUUCUACAAGUACGGUGCUCAGAUACGAGCGCGAUCGAAGUUUACGCCGACAGGCCGAGGCGGCUAA